CCUGAAGGGCUCCUGUCCCCGAGGCAUGAAUUCCUGACAUUCUCUGUGAAGGGACGAGAUGGGAGGUGGGGGAAGGGCAGAGGGUACAAGCUCCACCUAGGGCAGUGGCCACAGCAGGAAAAGGGGCAGACAGAACCAGGAGCCCGGGAAGGAAGCAUGAUGCCAACAGGGACAGCAGCUGGAGCCUGGGCGCUGGUCCUUGCUCUGUGGGGAGCCGUGGUUGGUGGUCAGAACAUCACAGCCCGGAUUGGAGAGCCUCUUGUGCUGAGCUGUAAGGGGGCCCCUAAGAAACCACCCCAGCAGCUAGAAUGGAAACUGAACACGGGCCGGACUGAAGCUUGGAAGGUCCUGUCUCCCCAGGGAGGACCCUGGGACAGCGUGGCUCGAAUCCUCCCCAACGGUUCCCUCCUUCUACCAGCUAUUGGAAUCGUUGAUGAGGGGACUUUCCGGUGUCGGGCAAUAAACAGGCAUGGAAAGGAGGUCAAGUCCAACUACCGCGUCCGAGUCUACCAGAUUCCUGGGAAGCCAGAAAUUGUGGAUGCUGCCUCUGAACUCACAGCUGGUGUCCCUAAUAAGGUACAGAAAAACAGGAAAUAGGAAGGGUCUCCAUUCUUCCUCCAGGUGGGGACAUGUGUGUCAGAGGGAAGCUACCCUGCAGGGACCCUUAGCUGGCACUUGGAUGGGAAACCCCUGAUUCCUGAUGGCAAAGGAACGAUCGUGAAGGAAGAGACCAGGAGACACCCGGAGACGGGGCUCUUCACACUACAGUCAGAGCUGACAGUGACCCCAGCCCAAGGAGGAACCGACCAUCCUACCUUCUCUUGUAGCUUCUCUCUGGGCCUUCCCCGGCGCAGACCCUUGAACACAGCCCCCAUCCAGCCCCGUGUCAGGGAGCUGGUGCCUCCAGAGGGGAUUCAGCUGUUGGUUGAGCCAGAAGGCGGAACCGUGGCUCCUGGUGGGACUGUGACCCUGACCUGUGUCAUCUCUGCUCAGCCCCCUCCUAAGAUUCACUGGAUAAAGGAUGGUACACCCCUGCCCCUUGACCCCAGCCCUGUGCUGCACCUCCCUGAGGUAGGGCAUGAGGAUGAGGGCAUCUACAGCUGUGCCGCCACCCACCCUAGCCACGGGCCUCAGGAAAGCCCUCCUGUCAGCAUCAGCAUCACAGAAACAGGCGAGGAGAGGCCAGCUGCAGGCUCUGUGGGGGGGUCUGCACUGGGAACGCUAGCCCUGGCCCUGGGGAUCCUGGGAGGCCUGGGAAUAGCCACCCUGCUCAUUGGGGCCAUCCUGUGGCGAAAACGGCAACCCAGAGGAGAAGAGAGGAAGGCCCCGGAAAACCAGGAGGACGAGGAGGAACGUGCAGAGCUGAAUCAGUCAGAGGAUGCUGAAACAGCAGAGAACGGGGCGGGAGGACCUUAGGAGAGCCAGGCAGACCUUGUCCACCAGCUCCUUCGCCUUCCUCCUGGAGCUGUGCUGGCCCCCGGCCAGCUCUCCCAUGUAUGAUCCCUAUUCCACCUCAAUACACUUCUACAACCAGAGCCCACCUGACCCAUGCUGAGUAAACACCUGACACAUGUCUCCUACCCGUUGUCUGUGUGUGAGAGAAGCAACCUCACCCCUGUAUCCCUGAGAGCCCUGCAGGGGAGGGGCUCAUCCAUGC
Peromyscus eremicus (cactus mouse) is the source of this 1657-nucleotide messenger RNA. It is a transcript of the gene Ager, whose product is annotated as advanced glycosylation end-product specific receptor. Gene Ontology annotation, molecular function: signaling receptor activity. The transcript has 11 exons. Gene Ontology annotation, biological process: regulation of p38MAPK cascade; regulation of inflammatory response. Lineage: Eukaryota; Metazoa; Chordata; Mammalia; Rodentia; Cricetidae. Gene Ontology annotation, cellular component: plasma membrane. The record is from RefSeq and is a predicted model, not a curated record.